UUACUGCAGUAGUACACUUUUAUGAUGACCAACGUCAAUGGCGCGUUACAAUAAUAAUAAUUGUCGAUCUGUUAGGUUUUGGGUAAUAUGUCAUUGUUGUCGGAUGCAUGUGCGAUAAAUUAUUGCCACCACAAUCUAUUAAUGCGGCGACAGCGAUAACGUACGGCAUUUUCACGAGGGUUCGAUUGUGUUUGCCCGCCGUAAAAUGGUAAAUAAUAAUAACCGAAUUUAACGGCGCACCACUCCUAGUUGGAGGAGGCAAAAUAUAUUUUAUUUGAUUGUCUGUAAGUUGCCCGCGAUGGACAGUUCAAAGGGCCCAAACCGUCGAAACGGUACCGACUUGUCAGAUAAUCCGACCGCCAACGCCUAUACCGCCGACACGGACUGCGAUUUAUUGUUGGGCGGCGAAGAGGAAUACAGUCAUCCUUACUCGGACGAGUAUGUGUUUCUAGAAAAGAGGAUGCGCAAUCGAUUGGCAUUUUUUUUUAUGAAUCCGAUCGAGAAGUGGAAAACGAGGAGGCGAUUUCCUUACAAGUUUCUCAUUCAAGUCAUCAAAAUCGUACUAGUCACUAUACAGCUCUCGUUGUUUGCUCACACUCGUUAUAGUCACGUGAACUAUACGUGGGGCAAUAGAAUUACCUUUUCGCAUUUGUUCCUCAAAGACUGGGACGCGGCGCGAGAAGUCGUGUCGUAUCCACCCGCCCUGGGACCAUACGCCAUCUACGACGUUAAAUCAUUUUAUUCUACAAUCAAUUACGCCAUUGUCGGUUAUGCCAAUAUCAAAAACGCCAUCGGUUCAUAUUCGUAUAUGAGCGAAGACAACAAAAUAGUGUAUCCGUUGUUGUGCACUCUUCACUACAAAGAGGGUAUGAUAUUUGGUUUCAACGAGAGUUACGCCUUUGACGGAGAAAUUGUGCAAGAAUGCCUAAACAUCACCAUAACAGACAAUGUGAAAAAAUAUGGAUUUUCCAUAGAAAACUAUCUGAGAGAUCAUAACGCGACAAUUAGUUUUUCGUCGUUGCUCAAGCUGAAAUUGAAAUUCGCUCUAAAAACUGUCAACUUUAGAGCGGCCGGGAAAUUCUCGCCGCCGGAUUGUUACAAAUUUGAAAUACAAAUCACUUUGGACAAUGAAGACAUGGACGGUCAAGUCCUAGUCGGUCUCGAUGUUAACCCGUUCCGACUGAACUGCAAAGGCGACAUUGAAUACAUCACCGACAACAAAAUGGAGUCGUUCUUCAGAAGCUUAUUGAACUAUUUCGUUAUCAUAACGUGUACCAUAUCAGUGAUUUUAUGUUCGAGAGCGAUAUUCAGGGCACAACUACUAAAAUACGAAACCAUCAGGUACUUUGAUGAAAUGUUAAAAUCAACGUUGAGUUGCAGUGGACGGUGGGCGUUUUGGAAUUUAUGGUACAUCAUGAUCAUAAUCAACGAUAUACUGAUCAUUUGCGGUUCCAGUAUAAAAGAACAAAUAGAAACAAAGCAAUUCAUCGGCGAUCAAUGGAAUUUGUGUAGUGUUCUACUGGGAACGGGCAACCUAUUGGUGUGGUUCGGCGUUCUGAGAUAUCUGACGUUCUUCAAAACGUACAACGGCGUAAUACUGACGUUGAGGCAAGCGUUUCCAAACACUUCGAGAUUUCUAUUGUGUGCUAUACUACUGUAUGCCGGCUUCACUUUUUGCGGCUGGUUAGUUUUGGGUCCAUAUCACAUGAAAUUCCGUUCGUUGGCGAGUACUUCGGAGUGUUUGUUUUCUCUAAUCAACGGGGACGACAUGUAUGCUACGUUCUCGAUAAUGGCGACCAAGUCCACACUGCUGUGGUGGUUCAGCCGACUGUACCUGUACUGCUUCAUCAGUUUGUUCAUCUACGUGGUCAUCAACUUGUUCCUGUCAGUUAUAAUUGAUUCGUAUGAAACGAUUAAGGUAGAAAAUAAUCACUCUCGAGACGACUUGCCGAAAAGCGAUUUGGAAGUAUUCAUCACCGAAGGCACUUUCCCGACGUCGACGUUCGAUAUCACCGAAGAGACUGAAAACUGGGCUCACGUGUCUUUCGCUCAAGCCGUUAAGAGUAUAUUUUGUAGUUAUUGUAUCAAUUUUCAACACUUACGCAAGUGGUUAGCUUAUGUUUACGAACCGAGUCGAAAUUAUAAUAUUUAUUUGAAAUGAUCGAUGAAGCCUAACCAUGAUACUUUUUUUUCUACUAUAUCUAAUAUAUCUACUAUAUAUUAUUGUGUAAUUUAUUGAAUUUUGUAUUAUUGUAAUAUCGUCGUUACCAAAAAAAUGUUUUAACCUCUGUGCCAUUAUAUUUAAUAAUGAUAAUAUUAUUUAACGAAAAACAAUUAACUAGAAUCACCUAGUGUGCAGCUGUAAAUUGAAUUGUUGUAUUCGUGUCGAUGGUCAACAUCGUCUUCUCUGUCUGUCGUUAUCUGCCAAAUCAUAGUUUAGUCACUCGUUUGUAAGUUAAACAAAUUUUUUUUUUUUGUUAUCUGUUAAAUUGCUAAAUGUUGUUAUCGAUAUUUAAGUGGUCCAUUGUUAAAAAAAAAAAAACCUCUA
This is a messenger RNA of Adelges cooleyi (spruce gall adelgid), 2548 nucleotides long. RefSeq names its product mucolipin-3-like. NCBI's taxonomy places the organism in Eukaryota, Metazoa, Arthropoda, Insecta, Hemiptera, Adelgidae. The transcript is spliced from 13 exons. The record is from RefSeq and is a predicted model, not a curated record. Gene Ontology annotation, cellular component: lysosomal membrane; plasma membrane. Gene Ontology annotation, molecular function: NAADP-sensitive calcium-release channel activity. The coding region runs from base 299 to 2161 and encodes 620 amino acids.